Molecule: messenger RNA, 1223 nt
Organism: Saprolegnia diclina VS20
Lineage: Eukaryota; Oomycota; Saprolegniomycetes; Saprolegniales; Saprolegniaceae
Exons: 1
Coding region: 1-1194 (397 amino acids)
Molecular function (GO): FMN binding; oxidoreductase activity
Source: RefSeq, a predicted model, not a curated record
AUGGAAGUUUCCGCCACGGAUGUUUUGUACGUUCCCGACUUCGGCGUCGGCGCCAACGGCCAGCUCUCGACCGCUCAUUUUACAACUGCCUCUGCAACACCAACACCACCAACCACUACCAUGGCUCACCACCUCCUCUCGCCCAUCAAGCUCGGCCGCGUCGAGCUCGCCAACCGCGUGCUCCUCGCGCCGCUCACGCGCUGCCGGUCGUCGCCGGGCACGCACGUGCCCAACGACCUCAUGAAGGAGUACUACACGCAGCGCGCGGGCGCCGGCCUCCUCAUCACCGAGUGCACGAUGAUUGCGCCGCUCACGUCGGCGUUUUACUCGGAGCCGGGUCUCUACUCGCCCGACCAGCUCGCCGAGUGGAAGAAGAUCACGGAUGCGGUCCACGCCAAGGGCUCCAAGAUCUUUUGCCAGAUCUGGCACGCCGGCCGUGCCGCGCACCCGGAUUUGAACGACGGCGCCGAGACGAUUGCGCCGUCCGCGAUCGCGAUCGAAGGCGACGUCCACGGCCCCAACGGCAAGGUGCCGUACACGGUGCCGCGCGAGAUCACGCUCGACGAGAUCCCGCACCUCGUGCAGCUGUACGCGACGGCGGCCAAGAACGCGGUCGAGGUCGCGGGCUUUGACGGCGUCGAAGUCCACGGCGCCAACGGGUACCUCAUCGACCAGUUCCUCAAGGAUGGCAGCAACAAGCGCACGGACGCGUACGGCGGCUCGAUCGAGAACCGGGCGCGCUUUGGCCUCGAGGUCGUCGCCGCCGUCGUCGGUGCAAUCGGCGCGGACCGCGUCGGUAUCCGCCUCUCGCCGCUCAACAGCUACAACUCGAUGAUCGACUCGAACCCGCCCGCGCUCCUCGAGUACUUUGCCAAGAAGCUCAGCGACUUUUCGCUCGCGUACCUGCACAUCAUGCGCGCCGAUUUCUUCCAGGCGCAAAAGGGCGACGUCAUCCCGAUCGUGCGCGAGCAUUUCAAGGGCCCGAUCGUCGCCAACAUGGGCUACACCAAGGAAGAGGGCGACCAAGCGAUUGCGUCCGGUGCCAUUGACGCCGUUGCUUUUGGCACCUCGUUCUUGGCCAACCCCGACUUGGUCACGCGCUUCGAGAAGGGCGCGGCCCUCAACACGCCGGAUUCGGCGACGUUCUACACGCCGGGCCCCAAGGGCUACACCGACUACCCGUUCCUCUCGUAAACUACUUUUAUAGUAACCAGAAAAUUCUA